This is a messenger RNA of Cynoglossus semilaevis (tongue sole), 1759 nucleotides long. It is a transcript of the gene timm10, whose product is annotated as translocase of inner mitochondrial membrane 10 homolog (yeast). Gene Ontology annotation, biological process: protein insertion into mitochondrial inner membrane. Gene Ontology annotation, cellular component: mitochondrial inner membrane. The transcript has 2 exons. The record is from RefSeq and is a predicted model, not a curated record. The coding region runs from base 159 to 425 and encodes 88 amino acids. NCBI's taxonomy places the organism in Eukaryota, Metazoa, Chordata, Actinopteri, Pleuronectiformes, Cynoglossidae.
GAAACCGUACACACGUGUUUUGAAGGUUACAGCAGCAGCAGCAGUAACAGCAGCAGCAGAGCCAUCGUUGAUAUUGAGGACAGCGUGUAUGAAUCAGACUAUCUGUCCGUGGCAGAAGAUCUCCAGAGCGUAAAGCGUGUGAGGCAGCAUCGGUGGACAUGGAUCCCAUGAAAGCACAGCAGCUUGCGGCGGAGCUGGAAGUGGAGAUGAUGGCUGACAUGUACAACCGAAUGACCAAUGCCUGCCACAGGAAGUGUGUACCGCCUCAUUAUAAAGAAGCAGAGCUGACAAAGGGGGAGUCUGUUUGCCUGGACCGCUGUGUGGCCAAAUACCUGGACCUCCAUGAGAGGUUGGGACGUAAACUGACAGAGCUGUCGGUUCAGGACGAGGAGAUGAUGAGGAAAGCAGCUGCUGGCAGUGGAUAGAGACAGCGAUGAAGGACAGGGCUGGGGGUUAUUAUAGUAGACACUUGGGUUUGCAUGUCUGGUUUCUCUGCAGUAAAAGAUGGAGGUUUUAAUGUCAAUGUUACAGUGAAAUGAAAACUGAGAAUACUGCAGACAAAGGUGAAGUUCACACUGGAGCACCUCAUGGAACGUUGUUGAGUUGCUCAUCUGUAUCCUAAAGCAUCCUGGAGCUGUCCAUUUAUUUUUGUAGAUCAGUCUGGUCUGUUUAACCUUCAGUCUAAAGUGUGGUGCUAGAGCAGUUACCAGAAAACUGACUACAAAGAUAUAACCUAAACAUAAAACCUGGACAUGGCUGCCAACCAGGCUCUGCAACUGAAGUCCACGACUGCUGAAGUUGACCUCUAACACCAAAGUCCAUAGAGAGAAUUAACAUUUUAACCCAAAAAGACCACGAGUCUACAGCUGCCGCUUUAACAAAAUGUAUGAUCUUCAUUCAAUUUAAACACUGAAAUAACAAAAUAACACAUUUCAGUUUUUUUGAAAGAUACACCAGUGGAUCAACUUCUGUGAGCGGGAGCUAAAAUCUCUGGUUUUGUCUAUGGUCUUUGGUGUGAACAGCAAGUUAGUUCACACAGCCAACAGCAGAAGGCUGUGGUAGACUUAGGCAGGUGUGGACUUUGUCCGGUGAGUCUUUAUGUUGUGUCCUCAUGUUUGUUUUCAGUGAAAAGAAGCAUCAAGUCUCAGACUGGUUCCUGCCCACUAACAAGUUCCUCAGCUGCAAGUAAAACAAAGAACCAGGUCAUGAAAAAAAUAAUGUCUCUGCUUAUGGUCAUAUGAUCUACACUCAAAAAUCUGAUAAUUAUGACAGUCGCCACCAUUCAGUUGUCAUUACAAAUAUCAUGCAGGUACAGCCGGUUAAACAUGCACACCACUGUCCUUUUAUAUUCAUUUUAUAUUUUGUGUGAUACCCCUUUUUCUCCCCCUUUUUCGCUUUUCUCUUUAAAAGUGACACCUUGUGGUUAGAGGCGGUAAGAGCAGUUAGAUGCAAGUACAGUGCACCACCAGUCCAACACGCCCCUAAUACCUGCUGUGACUAUGGUGUAAAACAAACAACUACAACAACAGAAAUCGCUUUUUAAGUUUACUUUGGAUCCAGACUUGGACUGGGGUCGUAGUGGGAACUUGGACUUGUAGACUUGAAGCGCGAACCUCAUAUCUGUGGACUCUUGUGCUGUUUGUAAGUGGACCAUUAAUUAUGACUGUGACGUCACUGUGCCGCAGCCUCCUGUCUGUCACAGAGAAGCUGCUGUGUUUUCAUUUUCAUUCGUUAACCAAUUAAACCACGUAGAACUUUA